CGGCGCCUUCCUGCGGCCGCCGCUCCCGCUCCGCCGCCCCGGCCCGGCCAUGCCGCGCCUCCUCCUCCUCCUCAUCUUCCUCCUCCUCGUCCCGCACCUCGGCCGCGCCACCGCCCCCAGCCCGGGGAACAGCACGGAGCCGCCGCGGGCGGCCACACGGAACGAGACGCAGUCGGGAACGGAGCAGGAGUCCGGGCCGAGGCUGUCGGUGGGGUCGGGGCUGCCGGUGCUGAGGCGCGCCGUUUAUGUGCUGAGCGCUCUGUCGGCUCUGGCCGCGUUUUACUUCAUGCUGCGGGCGUUCCGCCCCAGGUCCGAGGGCCCCAGAAACGAGCCCAAAACUCAUUUCAGGUUGAAGAAGCCCCAGAGGAAGAAGUACGGGCUGCUGUCGAGCCAGGACGAGAACAUCGAGCUGGGCUCCCUCGACAGUGACGAGGACACCGUGUUUGAAAGCCGGAACCUGAGGCGAUGACUCAGCACCAAUGGAACUGGCUGCCUGGAAUGAUGGAGGGUCCAAUCCCAGUGGAAUCUCUAGUGCUCAAGUUUUAUAUCUGCUUACAGUGACUUAACUAACAGUCUGAGCCCUUCCAUAGCUGGGGCAGGGGAGAGGGGACCAAACCUGUUUUCUUCACGUGCAUUCUUGGGGAUGUUUCUGGGCAAAGAUGGGAGCUGUUCACUGCAUGGGGAGAGGCUUGAGGUAAAGGAGAUGCUCUUGGAUGAUUUUCAGCACCUGAAAUCCGAGCUCGAGAGCUGCCCCUGUGCCUCAUAUCCCUCUCUCCUUGCCCUGGAAGCAUCAGAUUCCUUCUCCAGGCUGAUCCUCUUUCCUUCAUGCAAUAUCAGGUUACUUCUUUGGGAAGUGUCUCUGUAAUCAGCUUCUGGGAGGAGCUGUGAGAGCUCUGGCUCUGUUACACGAACGGGGGUGGGAGGGUGAUAGCUCAGACAGAGCAGCUUUGGGAAGGAGUUAAACGAGUUACGUUUUGCAGGAUUGGCAAAUUACUGGGAUAAUCCAGGUCAUUCACGGGUUUACAGAAAUGAAAGGGGCCAAAACCCAAAGGAAUCUUUCUCCAAAAGGGCUGGGAAUGCCUGGACUCUGCCCAGCCCCAGCUGUGAGUUCACCAGGGACACGUGUGACAUCUGCCAAGCUCUGGAUACCUGAGGAAGAGCCAGAUGUGGGCCAGGGAGUGUCUUGGAGCAGCUGAUGACUGGAAAAGGGGGACCCCAACCCCUCUUGACUGUGAUUCAGGGCAGCCCUGGAUGAAUUCUCUCCUUGAGAGGACCCUGGAGUUCCAUUCCCUUGGCUGGUACUCUGCUGGCAUCUUUCCUGCAGCCCGUUGUUACGUGGAUAUUUGGGAUCUGAUGGUGUAGGACCAAAGGUGAAUGUGUCAGGAGGUGGUUGUUGGGUGGAUCUGCUGCUAAAUCGGUGAAAACUGCUCACCAAUGCUUCUGUCUGUGGCCUUUCCUUGAAAACUGGCAGCACAUCCUUAAAUCCCACUUCCCCCCAAGCUGGCAGUGCCUUUGUUUGGAGAACCCGAGGGAUUUGCCCUGCGGGCAGGGAGGGUCCCUGUGGCACAUUUAGGGUGAAAAAUGAGGAUAUUUACCUUUAGGGUGAAUCUUUGGAGUGUCUGGCUCCUUUCCUUUGGCUUGCAAAUCCCCUGUGGAUCAGGGGCACCGGUGACUCUUGGAGAAGGGACAGGGAUGUGCUGAUCCUGAUCAGGGGGAGGCUGGGCGCUGGCAGAUGCUGCAGAAUCUGCUGAGGGAGUGCUGUGAUCCUGUGCAAGCAGCAGUUUGUCUGUCAGGACAGGUGAGGUUUCCUGGAGAAAUCCCACCCCCGUGGCAGCUCUGUCUCGCAUGUGCACAGAAGAUUUUAAAACACACACAUAUAUUUUUUAAUAACAUUGCCAUGUGCACACAGCGCUUGCAUGUGCCCUCUUUUCCCGUCUUUUGGAUCCUUUCACACCUAUUUUGGGUGUUCCCUGCUUUGUGGCUGCUGCAGAUGGGAGCAGGCAGAGGUUCCAUGUGGGGAUUGCUGGGAUGGCUGAAAAACAACUGGAAAUCUACUGGAAGAUCCAACUGGGGCAAAGAGACCUAAAACAAAAAUAUCAAAUACACGUGGAGGAACUCCCCUCUUGUUGGGCAGCUGGGGUUUGCAAUUCUCAAGUUUCCUCACCUCACAGGAGUGGAGCAUUUGUUUUAAUGUUAAAUUAUUCAGAUCAGAGGGAACCUCAAGCACCUUGAAAAUAAUUCUGCUGGAAUUAAUUUUGUCUGGAACAGAUGUUUGUGUUUGAGCAGGGAAAGGCGUGGAGCAGGUGAUGAGGUGCCUGGGCUGUGCUGUGUAGAUACCAGAGAAAGAAAUUGAGGUGCCAACCUGGAAUUUCUACACCACUGCCAUGUUUUUAGAAUCUUGCUGGCCACCUUUAAAGGGUGCAGGGUACAAAGGUGCUUGUGGGGCUGUCACUUGUCCUGGUCUUGGGCUGAGGACAGGCUGGAGCUGUAAUCAGGGACCCUGUGAAGCUGUUUCCACUUCCAUCCUGCCCCUCAACAGCAGUUGGCAUCUGGAUUUGCCCUUUGCAGGCCGUGACAUUCCAUCCCUGCUCUGCUCUGAGUCCUUGGAGACCUUUUUUAAGAAGAGCAAACCCAAGUGACAGAUCUGAGACUCCUUGGGGUGCUCAGCAUGAUCCCAUUUCUCCAGGAGGAAUCAGCUGGAUCUGGCACUUCCUGCAGUGUGGGUAGGGCCAGGCCAGGGGGUUUUGGGGUGGAUCCUGCAAAUAACAGCAGCUUUGAACACCUCCUGUGACAUUUCCACUAAGGAGCAGUUCAGGUGCUCCUUCCACGACUCUUUCAGUUCCUCCACGUGUAUUUGAUGUCCCAGUUGGAUCUUCCAGUAGAUUUCCAGUUGUUUUUCAGGCUAAACACAGGAAUGCAAAUGGAGCUGCCUGUAGCUGGCCCUGGGCAAGCUGAGGCCUCAGCAGCCACUGCUGCACUUUUCUUUCUCCUGGAUGCAUCAGGGUGUUGGUGGAGGCUCCAUGUGCCUGUUGGUCUGCAGGAUUCCUGCUCAUCCCACCAAAAGGAGCCAACAGACCACGACCUGUUACAGUCACCACCUGUGUGCAUUGUGACUGACUGCAACAGUCUGCUCUGAAUGAAACCAAAUUUUGCAAAGUUUACAUAAUCCCUCUGAUAUCUUGGAGGCUUUCUGGGAUGCUCUGCUGCUGAUACUGGGCUGCCCAAACCUACUGGGCCAUCUGCAGGGUUAAUGGGAUGCAUGGGAACGGGGUGAGAUCAGCUCUGGUGGUUUUGUUCUGUGCCUGGGGUGGGACCUGCAGCCCUGCCAGGGUCUGUGCCUGUGGUGGGAGUCAAUAAACAGCACUUGAGUACAUUGUUGUCUGAACUCCCCAAGGAGCAGCUCGUGUUUUGCCCUCCUGGAACUGCUGAUCUGUCUUUAAACAGCCACUGGCCAUGGUAUUGAUCCAUGGUUUUCUUGUCAUUACAGCAUCCCCUCCCUUGUACCUGGAACCACUGGAAUAAAGAAUUCCAGCCCGCCCAUCCCUCCCUGCUGUGUGCAUGGGCUGCUGAGCCUGUGGGAUGAGGCUGCUGUGGUGAGCUCAUGGAUUUAUGGGGUCCUUGGGGUCUUCCCCCUGCUCGCAGGGCAGUGACACUGUGCUCCCAGAGCUGCUGCUCACCUUGUGUCCUGUCUGGAAGUGUCCAAGCCCAGGUUGGAUUGAGCUUGGAGCCACCUGGUCUAUGGAAGGUGUCCCUG
This is a messenger RNA of Camarhynchus parvulus, 3754 nucleotides long. It is a transcript of the gene FAM174C, whose product is annotated as family with sequence similarity 174 member C. Lineage: Eukaryota; Metazoa; Chordata; Aves; Passeriformes; Thraupidae. The coding region runs from base 50 to 469 and encodes 139 amino acids. The record is from RefSeq and is a predicted model, not a curated record. Gene Ontology annotation, cellular component: extracellular region. The transcript is spliced from 3 exons.